Molecule: messenger RNA, 621 nt
Organism: Angiostrongylus costaricensis
Lineage: Eukaryota; Metazoa; Nematoda; Chromadorea; Rhabditida; Metastrongylidae
Source: the annotation of a GenBank genome assembly
AUGUUUGACGACAAUUGCUUAUUUCUAUUUUCAGCCGAUCGAUCAUGGCCGACAUCCUCGAUCUUCUCCAUUCACGGCGGUGGUCCAGGACCUUCCAAAGUGUGCGAACAGCCGGUCGGUGCACAAGCAGACGUUUUCAUUGCCUCACUUGGCGAUAAAAAUCUACAUCUUCUUCGAAAAUUUCUCGAAAAUUCGCAACGUCAGGAGAAUCAGUAUUUCAUUUGGAUAAAGGAUCACAAUGUGGACAAGUUCACGGUGAUCUCAGUUAAAACCCUGGAAAACCAUCUGAAGUCAGCACAUCGAGUCCGACGGGUGAAAUGGCAUCACACGUCUUCAUCUGAUAUGAUGUCCGUCUAUCGCUACAGUCUCCCACAGAUGACCUAUUAUAAAUCUAAGCACACUUGUGAUUGGAUAUUGCGCCAAAAGAAACUUUGUAUUUCUAUUGUAUGGUUUAUAUUUAUACUGUCACUUUGUAUCAUUAUAGUCUUAGGAUCUGCGAAGUCUGAUGACGUCACACACCACUAUUUACGGAACAAAAACAACUUCACACAAUUCGCGCUUCUUUCGGGGCCAACGAACACUUCAUUGCUCAUAUUUCUGAUGAAUACUGUCUUAGUUUGA